Messenger RNA from Durio zibethinus, 2940 nucleotides. NCBI's taxonomy places the organism in Eukaryota, Viridiplantae, Streptophyta, Magnoliopsida, Malvales, Malvaceae. The record is from RefSeq and is a predicted model, not a curated record.
AUCGAUCAGAAUCAUGGUUAGUUUUUCGGCGUGCGAAGAUGAACCAAUAAAGGAACGGAAAAUUUUCUUUCCCAAGUUGUGGUAUUAGAAGCGGAAGGGAAUUGGAGUAAUGGACCUUCCCACGCUACUCCCAAAAGUCCAACACCUACAAUUCCCUUUUUUUUUUUUUUUAAUAAUCUCUCAAAGUUUGACCCCUUAUUACCCUUAUCCCCAAAACCAACAGUCCUAUCCCAACAGCUGCCCCUUUCUCCUUUCAGGUCCAAUUAGCCCUUUCGGGUCUGUUCUAAGCCCAAAUCCUCCUUCCAUCUUCUCUCUUCUGCUCUGCUCUCCUUCCUUCCCCUUUCUCUCUCCUCUUUCUUCCUGCAAAACCCUAGAUCUCUCAGCCUUCCACGUCGCUUUCCGGGCUUCAAAUCUGCUGCCAGAUCCCUUCUCUUUCGGUUUUUGACCGGUUUACAUCUAGACAGAAAUGGCAGAAAUGACAGAAAUGGAAACAACCCCUGUGGAAAAUAACAAUGAGCUGGCCCUGAUCACUCCUGAAACACAGCCUAACAAGCGAAGGAAAAAGAAGUCCAUGGUUUGGGAGUACUUUACCAUUGAAACUGUGAGUGCUGGAUGUAGAAGAGCAUGCUGUAAGCGUUGCAAGCAAAGUUUUGCUUAUAGCACUGGUUCCAAGGUAGCAGGGACCAGCCACCUCAAACGUCACAUAGCCAAAGGAACCUGUCCAGCACUCUUACGCGACCAAGAUAACAAUCAAUUGACCCCAUAUAACCCAAGAACGGGUGGAAGUGAACCACCAAAGCGACGCUACAGAUCCCCUAGUUCACCUUACAUUCCAUUUGAUCAGGACCGUUGCCGCCAUGAAAUUGCAAGAAUGAUAAUCAUGCACGAUUACCCUCUUCACAUGGUUGAGCAUCCUGGGUUCAUAGCUUUUGUUCAGAAUCUUCAGCCUCGGUUUGAUAAAGUGAGUUUCAACACUCUUCAAGGGGAUUGUGUUGCAACUUACUUGAGAGAAAAGCAAAGUGUCAUGAAGUUUAUUGAGGGUAUUCCUGGACGCUUUUGUCUUACACUGGACAUGUGGACUUCAAAUCAAACCCUGGGUUAUGUGUUUAUAACUGGACAGUUCAUUGAUAGUGACUGGAAGUUGCAUAGACGGGUUUUCAAUGUCAUAAUGGAGCCAUAUCCGGAUUCUGAUUCUGCUCUAAGUCAUGCUGUUGCUGCUUGCCUGUCAGACUGGAGUUUGGAAGGCAAGUUAUUUUCCCUUACCUUCAAUCAUCCACAAAGUGAAGCUGGGCUGGAAAAUCUUAGGCCUUUACUCUGCAUUAAGAAUCCGCUUGUUCUUAACGGUCAGCUAUUACUCGGAAAUUGCAUAGCUCGUACUUUGAGCUGCAUGGCAAAGGAUGUGCUCGGAGCAGGGCAAGAAAUCAUCAAGAAAAUCCGUGAUAGUGUGAAGUAUGUGAAGACAUCAGAAUCCCAUGAUGAUAAGUUUGUUCAAGUUAAAAACCAACUUCAAGUGCCAAGUGAAAAGAGCCUAUUUCUCGAUAAUCAAACUCAAUGGAACACAACAUACCAAAUGCUUGCAGCUGCUUCUGAAUUGAAGGAAGUGUUUAAUUGUUUGGAUACUUCUGAUCCAGAUUAUAAGCUAGCCCCGUCAAUGGAAGACUGGAAUCUAGCUGAGACUUUAUGCACUUUCUUGAAACCUCUAUUUGAUGCAGCCAGCAUGCUUACAAUUACAACUAACCCUACUGCAAUUACAUUCUUUCAUGAAGCUUGGAAAAUACAUGCAGACUUAGGCCGUUCAAUCACUAAUGAGGAUCCCUUCAUCAGCAAUCUUGCUAAGUCAAUGCAAGAGAAGAUUGAUAAAUACUGGAAGGAUUGUAGCCUGGUUUUGGCAAUUGCAGUGGUCAUGGAUCCUCGAUUCAAAAUGAAACUUGUUGAGUUCAGUUUCACAAAAAUAUACGGUGAAGAUGCUCCCACAUAUAUCAAAACUGUUGAUGAUGGAAUUCAUGAGCUAUUUCUUGAAUAUGUGGCACUUCCACUGCCUUUGACACCGACUUAUGCAGAUGAAGGAAAUGCUGGAAACAAUUUUAAGACUGACGAAUCUCAUCAAGGAAAUCUUCUUUCAGAACAUGGACUUACAGAUUUUGAUGCCUACAUUAUGGAGACUACUAGCCAGCAGAUGAAGUCUGAGCUGGAUCAGUACUUGGAAGAGUCCUUGUUGCCUCGUGUCCAAGAUUUUGAUGUCUUAGGUUGGUGGAAACUGCACAAGAUGAAGUAUCCAACUCUUUCAAAGAUGGCUCGUGACUUUUUGUCAAUUCCAGUAUUUGCUGCUGCUCCUGACUCAGUCUUUGAUAUCAUAGACAAGCAACUAGAUGAGUAUCGUUGCUCCCUGCGACCAGAGACUGUGGAAGCCCUAAUAUGCGCCAAGGACUGGCUUCAUUAUGGAUCUGAAGUUUCAAAUGCACUAGUUAAAAUGGAAUUUUAGGUGAUCGUCUUACUUCCAUCAGAGUAUCAUGUUUAUGAUGUGCAUAUUUGCAUUUUGCUCCGAACCGCUAUAACAACAGCACAAUUUGAAGUGAUUUUGACUAGCAUCUUCGGGUUCAGUUGUUUUUAAUUCUAUCAGUAUAUCAAUCAGGAUGGCAUUAAACUGAAUGAUAUGCAAUCUGUAUAACCAUGGAAUUUUGAUUUUUGAGUUGCUAUGUCAUCACCAAUUCACGAAUUCAUACCAAGCUAAGCAACCCACUAGCACUAACUCUCAUUUUCUCUCUCUAAACCGUGAACCAUAAUCAUACCUGCCUCUCUCUAUCUCACUCGCCCACCUCCGGUGAGCUCGCCGCUGGCCUUAUUCAAGCACACCAGGCAUAAGCCAUAAAUAUUUCUCUUUUCUGUCUCCCGCUCGUCCCUCUGUUUAAAUUCUCUCUCUCUGCAACUAAGAUUUACUCU